This is a messenger RNA of Umbelopsis ramanniana AG, 442 nucleotides long. RefSeq lists its product as uncharacterized. The transcript has a single exon. Bases 154 to 435 code for a protein of 93 amino acids. The record is from RefSeq and is a predicted model, not a curated record. Lineage: Eukaryota; Fungi; Mucoromycota; Umbelopsidomycetes; Umbelopsidales; Umbelopsidaceae.
GCAUUCACGAAUGCCUAUCAUGAUUUUGUGUUGACGACUUUGACAGUAUUAGAUGCACCGAGCGUCGUGAUAAGCUGAUUCACAAAGACCAUAUCGACUUCCUAGACUAAAUUUUAAGGAGCUGGAACACGUUUACACCCGAAAGUGAUCGUCAUGAUUAAACAAACCGGUAUCUCGCCAAGCAGUUUCAUACUGGACUGGACUAUUCUAACGAACCGAGCGUCGGAUUGCCCAAAAUUUUCAAUACCAGUACAACCGGCAUACACCCAUCAUAGCAAGAUAUCCCUCGCGCAUCAUCAAGCUAGAAAUUUUAAAAAAAAAUCGAAACAAGCCUAUAUUUACAAAAUUGCACUUCAAGAGCAUUCUGAGCCUCACUCUUCGCCCUACUGUAGCCCUCACUCGAAGCAUAAAUUGUUCACAAGUAAACUACUGUAGGUUAAUC